Molecule: messenger RNA, 1488 nt
Organism: Penicillium maclennaniae
Lineage: Eukaryota; Fungi; Ascomycota; Eurotiomycetes; Eurotiales; Aspergillaceae
Gene: bfr1
Product: putative nuclear segregation protein (Bfr1)
Exons: 3
Coding region: 1-1488 (495 amino acids)
Biological process (GO): intracellular mRNA localization
Cellular component (GO): nuclear outer membrane-endoplasmic reticulum membrane network; ribonucleoprotein complex; endoplasmic reticulum
Molecular function (GO): mRNA binding
Source: RefSeq, a predicted model, not a curated record
AUGGCCAGCCCUGCCCCCGCGGAGCUCAAGGUGAAGCCCUCCAAGCCCGAUGAGGAGGCCUACAAGGCCAGCCUCGCCCAGGCUGAGAAGGAGCACACUGCGGCUCAAGAGAAAUUGAACCAAAUCAAGGCAAAGCUUGAUGUCGCCAAGCCUAACAGCUCGGACUCUCCCUCCGCGAAGAAGCAGCAGGAGCUUCGCGCCGAACUCUCCUCUAUCCGUCAGAAGCAAUCCGGCUUCAAGUCCUCCCGCUCCAGCACCCAGGAGAAGAUCAAUGCUCUCGAGUCUACCCUGAAGGCCCGCAUUGCGGAGCAGAAUGCCUCGCGUGGAAAGAUGUCCUUCAAGAAUGUUGAGGAGAUCGACAAGGAGAUUGCCCGCCUCGAGAAACAGGUCGACUCUGGCACUCUGCGCCUGGUGGAUGAGCGCAAGGCUUUGUCGGACAUCUCCAUGAUGCGCAAGCAGCGUAAGUCCUUCGCCGGUCUCGACGAGGCCCAGAAGGGUAUCAACGAUCUUAAGGCUCAGAUCGCCGAGCUUCGCAAGACCCUGGACAACCCCGAGGCCAAGGCUCUCUCCGACAAGUACACCGAGAUCCAGAAGCAACUCGAUGAGAUUAAAGCCGAGCAGGAUGGUGUCUUCAAGAACUUGAAUGCUCUGCGCGACGAGCGCACCAAGCUCCGCAACGAGCAGCAGGCUAAGUACGUCGCCAUCAAGGAAAUCAAAGACAACUACUACAAGGCCCGCCGUGCCUACAAGGAGCACGAGGACCAGAUGUGGCGCAUCCGCCGUGACCGCCAGAAGGCCGAGCGUGAUGCCUUUGAGCGCGAGAAGCGCAAGAAGAUUGCCGACAAGAAGCUCGAGGAGGCUUCCGCCCUUGCCUACACCGACGAGAUUUUGACUGCCCAGGGUCUUAUCCGCCACUUUGACCCCGCCUAUGACUUUGCCUCUCUCGGUCUGGAUGACAAGAAGACCGAGGGCAGCAACUUCCGUGCUGGUAUCGGCCGUACCGUUGACGACUCUGGUCUCAAGGGUAUGAAGGUGGUGAAGAAGGACGACGAAGAGGACUACUUCGUCGGUUCCGCUGGCAAGAAGGGCAAGAAGGGUGGCAAGAAGGGCGCUGCUGCUGCUGAGGGUGGCAAGUUCAACAUGAACGUUGGCAUCAUUGAGGACUUCGCCAAGGUCAAGAUUGAUCCUCCGAUGAACCAGUCUGAUGUCCCUGCUGCUGUUGAGAAACUGGCUUCCAAGAUUCGGGAGUGGAAGAAGAACCAGGCCAGCAAGACCGAGGAGAACAUUGCCAAGGCUCGGGAGGAGAUCAAGCGCCUUGAGGAGGAGGAGACCAAGAUCGCCGAGACCAACGGCGCCACAGACUUGAAGAAGAAGCCCGCUCAGGCCAAUGGUGCCCCCACCGCCGACGCCGAGCUCGCCCAGGAGAAGGACGCCGCAAACGAUGCCGCCGAGGAGCUGAAGAAGGCCUCCAUCGAGGACCAGGCAUGA